CGCUCGUGGGCUCUCCGGGGGCGCGGAGCUCUCGCGCGCUCGUGGUUCCCGGCUUCCCCCGGCCCCAGGCGCGCGGGGUUGGAAAGCGCCCCCCGGACCCGGCGGAACCCCGCGGGGCAGCGUCUCGAACCCCGCCAUCCCCGCGAUCGGGAAGCCGCGAGACCCUAAUUCCCUGAAGCCACGGGGAAGCGCCCCAGGGCCCUAGUCCGCGCGCUGGCCCGGGCCCCGUUCUGGUUCCGCCCCGGCUCCGCGGGCGCGGAGGCCCCGACCCACCAGCAGGAAGGAGGAGGCGCGGCCGAGGGAGGGUCGUUCCCGGCAGCGCUGCGCGGGCCGGGCCGGCGGGCAGGAAGCACGGGGGAGGCGCGCGGGCGGGGGUCCCGCGGUCCGCAGCCGGGGCGGGGCGGGGCGUGCGCGUCAGUCCGGCUAGAAAAGGCGGCGCCCGGCCCGCCCGGGGACCGCGCUCGCCGUCGGCCCGACGCCGCCAUGAGCGCCGCGCUCUUCAGCCUGGACGGCCCGGCGCGCGGCGCGCCCUGGACUGCGGAGCCCGCCGCCUUCUACGAGCCCGGCCGCGCGGGGAAGCUGGGUCGCGGAGCCGAGCCGGCCGCGCCCGCCAUGUACGACGACGAGAGCGCUAUCGACUUCAGCGCCUACAUCGACUCCAUGGCCGCCGUGCCCACCCUGGAGCUGUGCCACGACGAGCUCUUCGCCGACCUCUUCAACAGCAACCACAAGGCGGGCGCCCUGGAGCUGCUGCCCGGGGGCCCCGCGCGCCCCGCGGGCCCCGGCCCCGCGCCGCGACUGCUCAAGCGCGAGCCCGACUGGGGCGACGGCGACGCGCCCGGCUCGCUGCUGCCCGCGCAGGUGGCCGCGUGCGCGCAGACGGUGGUGAGCCUGGCGGCCGCCGCGCAGCCCACGCCGCCCGCGUCGCCCGAGCCGCCGCGCCGCAGCCCCGCGCCCCCAGCUCCCGGGGCGGCGCGCGACAAGGCAGCGGGCAAGCGGGGCCCGGACCGCGGCAGCCCCGAGUACCGGCAGCGGCGGGAGCGUAACAACAUCGCCGUGCGCAAGAGCCGCGACAAGGCCAAGCGGCGCAACCAGGAGAUGCAGCAGAAGCUGGUGGAGCUUUCGGCCGAGAACGAGAAGCUACAGCAGCGCGUGGAGCAGCUCACGCGGGACCUGGCCGGCCUGCGGCGCUUCUUCAAGCAGCUGCCCGGCGCGCCCUUCUUGCCCGGCGCGGGGGCGGCGGACGCGCGGUGACGCGGGGGGCGUGCGGGCUGCGGCCGCAGUGCCUGGAACCGCCGGGCCGGACCCCCGGGCUGGGCCGGGACUCGGACAGCUGCCGCGUGGACCCUAAGUUACUGUGACGGCAGCUUCUCUGCAUCCUACGCCCGAGGAGGCAGCUAAGGUACAUUCGUAAAAGAGACUUUUCGGACAAACCUUUGUACUGUAGAUACGAGGAAAAGACUGAGCAUGCUCACUUUUUUAUACUGAUUUUUACAGUAUUUGUAAGAAUAAAGGCGUGUUAGACCCACCUUGAUUCCUGCGCUCGCGGCCCUCCGGACUGGCCGGGGAGGGCGCGUCUGGCUGGUGUGCGCCCCGGGGCCGGGUUCCUGGAAGACUGUCGCUUUGCUUCUCCGACAGGCCAAACUCCACCUGCGGACGUGCCGGUUAACUUGCUGAGCGAGACCCGCUCGGGUGGAAGGCGCCCCGGGAAUGUGUCGGAAACCGGCCGGAGCGGGUCUCACCUCGAGUGGGGGGCAGGGAGAGGAGGGCUCAGGUUAUCCGAAAACCAGUCCCACUCAUCUUGGCUUUCAUGGGAUUUACUUUCACUUUCCUCAGUCCUGUAGACAGCUUCAAGUAGAUUCUCAAAGUGCAUAAAGUACAGAAGUCAUAUAGGAGAUGGAAAGGACGGUCACAAAGCUACUUAAAAUCGGCUACCUUGCCGGUACUGGUAAUGUUUCAAAGCUUGAUCUGGACGAAUAAAUAAAGCCGUUGCCUUUCCCCCAUGAGAGUGGGUACUAGGCAGCCUUUCUUGGUCUUGGCUGCUACGUC
Molecule: messenger RNA, 2049 nt
Organism: Balaenoptera musculus (blue whale)
Lineage: Eukaryota; Metazoa; Chordata; Mammalia; Artiodactyla; Balaenopteridae
Gene: CEBPD
Product: CCAAT enhancer binding protein delta
Exons: 1
Coding region: 484-1254 (256 amino acids)
Biological process (GO): regulation of transcription by RNA polymerase II; DNA-templated transcription; regulation of cell differentiation
Molecular function (GO): RNA polymerase II cis-regulatory region sequence-specific DNA binding; DNA-binding transcription factor activity, RNA polymerase II-specific
Source: RefSeq, a predicted model, not a curated record